Harpia harpyja (harpy eagle) is the source of this 4359-nucleotide messenger RNA. It is a transcript of the gene ELFN1, whose product is annotated as extracellular leucine rich repeat and fibronectin type III domain containing 1. The coding region runs from base 1223 to 3613 and encodes 796 amino acids. The transcript has 4 exons. Gene Ontology annotation, molecular function: protein binding. NCBI's taxonomy places the organism in Eukaryota, Metazoa, Chordata, Aves, Accipitriformes, Accipitridae. The record is from RefSeq and is a predicted model, not a curated record. Gene Ontology annotation, cellular component: plasma membrane.
CCGUGACAGCGCGGCUGGACCCAGCCGGGUCGCACGGAGACCGUGCGAACCAGGCUUAACCAAACCGAGCCGUGCCGAACCGAGCCGUGCCGAACCGAACCGGACCGUGCUAGGCCGAGCCGAGCCGAGCCGCACCGCACACCUCCGCCCGGCUCGCACCGCCGAACCGAGCCGAGCCGAGCCGUGCCCAUCCCAUCCGAGCCGAGCCGAACCGUGCCCAUCCCACCCCAUCCGAGCCGAGCCGAGCCGUGCCGGUGGGAGCCCCCCGGGCCUGGCAGCGCUGCCCGGCGCCGCCUGCACGGGCAGGGCUCUCUCCGCCUGACGCAGUGAGGAGCUGCAGCCCUUCUCUUCUCGGAAGCCGGCUCCAGCGUUGGGAUUUGCUCGGCUCCGGCUGCGUUUCCCUGCCCGCCUCCUGCCCCCGGUCCGCCCGCCUGGAAGGGCGCGGAGAGCCGCAGCCGCGGGUGCGCCCGCCGCCCGUCACCGCGCCUCGGGGCUGGGCGCGCCGCCGGGAGCCGGGAGCCGCUGCCGAAGCAGCUCCAACUAUGAUCAGUGCAUAAAUCUACCUGCAACACAGGAUGUUGGAAAAUUACCGAGAGACAGCAAUGGCCUCCCCGCUGCUUGGUGAGAAAGGAAGGAUGCACCUUCAGUUCAAAUACUGGGCUUGGUGACCAUCUCGUGGGAUCCCGAAUGCUGUGUCCAGUGUGCCUCCCAGCCCCUGCAGACAACAACUAGGAGACGUUCAUGACUGUAGCACGAACCAGCAGCGACACACAGGUGCAAAGGUGAGCCGAGAGAUCGAGCUGGGACAGCCAGACCUACGGAGGCACAUGGAGAUGGGGACCAGUGUCACGAUGGGCAGCAAAAAGAAAACGAGGAGAGGUACUAUAAGAAGUGAGAGGAAGGCUUGUCUCUAAGCCAGAGGGACUCCUCCGCCCGGGCACCUACCUUCAUGACUCCCUCCCCGAGAUGCCAGAGACCUGGUGAUGUGGGACCAGCCUCAGCCACCCAGGCCUUGGUAGUAGCCCCCGGCCGGUGGCUGCCGAGUACCGUGGGCACCGAGGUCUGCUUUCUCCACGGAUGCUUCCCCCCCGUCUCCAAGCCAUGAGGAGAAGGGAGAGGCGAGCGAAGCUGCUGAAGAAGCACUAGCCCACGUCUUCCCGGCCCCUGUCCCGCUCCCCGCUUCUGGCAGACCAGGAACCCCUUCUCCGCGCCACCCUUCCAGAUGGCAGGUCGCCGGUGGGCCGCGACGUCAGCCCUCUGCAUGUGCGUGGCAGCCGUCUCUCUCCUGCACGCUGGCGGGGUGCGGGCAGACUGCUGGCUCAUCGAGGGGGACAAGGGCUUCGUCUGGUUGGCCAUCUGCAGCCAAAACCAGCCCCCCUACGAGUCCAUCCCCCAGCAAAUCAACAGCACCAUUGUGGACUUGCGGCUGAACGACAACAAGAUCAAGAGCGUGCAGUACGCCUCGCUCAGCCGCUUCGGCAACCUGACAUACCUCAACCUGACGAAGAACGAGAUCUCCUACAUCGAGGACGGUGCCUUUUCAGGACAGUUCAACCUCCAGGUGCUGCAGCUGGGUUACAACCGACUGAGGAACCUCACCGAGGGCAUCCUCCGGGGCCUGGGGAAGCUGGAGUACCUCUAUCUCCAGGCCAACCUCAUCGAGUCCGUCACCCCCAAUGCCUUCUGGGAGUGCCCCAACAUAGUGAACAUUGACCUGUCCAUGAACAGGAUCCAGAGACUCGACAGCAACACUUUUCGGGGCCUAAACAAGCUUUCUGUCUGUGAACUCUACAGUAACCCCUUCUACUGCUCCUGCGAGCUCCUUGGCUUCCUGCAAUGGCUGGAGGCUUUCACCAACAUGACACGCACGUAUGACCGGAUGCAGUGCGACUCCCCACCCGACUACAUGGGCUACUACUUGUUAGGCCAAGGCCGGACCGGCUACCGCAAUGCGCUGAGCAUGCUCUCUUCCCUUUGCACCGGCGGCUCCUACACUGUGAUCCCUCGUUUUAUCCCUCCCAGGUACCAGGUGACCACGGUGCCCUCCGAAAGCCCCUGCUCCGAGGAGGAGUGCUCCUCCGGCGAUGGCACGACCCCGCAGUUCUCCCUCUUCACUCCCAUCGGUGAAACAGAGGUGCGCCCCAACAUCCAGGUGAAGCACCUCAACCACAACUCAGCCGUCCUCACCGUGCAGAUUCCCUACCCAUUCAGCAAGAUGUACAUCCUCUCCCAGUUUGAAAACGGCUUCUCCUCCAUGAUCACCAAGCUCAGGAAGAAGGAGGAGAACAUCACCGUGAGCAACCUAGUAGCACAAAGAGAUUACACCUACUGUGUAGUCUCUGUCCACCAAUACUCGAAGUACAACCACACCUGCGUCACCAUCACACCCACCAGACCCAACCGCAAGGAGCCAGUGCCCACCCCUUCCACUGCCACUCAUUAUAUCAUGACAAUCCUGGGCUGUCUCUUUGGCAUGGUGAUUGUCCUGGGCGUUGUGUAUUACUGUCUCCGGAAGAGGCGCCAGCAGGAGGAGAAGCACAAAAAGGCUGCCGGCAGCAUGAAGAAGACCAUCAUUGAGCUGAAAUACGGGCCAGAAAUGGAGACCACCAGCAUCACCCAGCUGUCCCAGGGACAGAUGCUGGGCGGGGAGACAGUGACCCGCAUCCCCUACCUGCCUUCUGCUGGCGAGGUUGAGCAGUACAAGCUGAUUGACAGCAGUGAGACCCCCAAGGCCACCAAGGGCAACUACAUGGAGGUGAGGACGGGUGAGCAGCCCGAGAGGCGAGACUGCGAGCUGUCCCUGCCGCCAGACACCCAGAGCUCUGUGGCUGAGAUCUCCACCAUUGCCAAGGAGGUGGACAAGGUGAACCAGAUCAUCAACAACUGCAUCGAUGCCUUGAAAUCUGAGUCCACCUCCUUCCAAGGGGUGAAGUCGGGGGCAGUCUCCACGGUGGAGCCUCAGCUGGUGCUCUUAUCAGAGCAGAUCCCCAGCAAGCACGGAUUUCUCUCCCCCGUCUACAAGGAAAGCUACAACCACCCUCUCCAGCGACACCACAGCAUGGAGGCGGCCCCCAAACGCUCCAGCACCUCUUCCAGUGGCUCCAUACGGAGCCCCAGGUCCUACCGCUCCGAGGGAUCGGGCCACAAAUCAGAAGCCAAAUACAUCGAGAAGACAUCCCCCACCACUGACACCAUCCUCACUGUGACACCGGCCGCGGCCAUCCUGCGGGCGGAGGCGGAGAAGAUCCGUCAGUACAGCGAACACCGGCACUCGUACCCCAGCUCGCACCAAGGGGAGCAGCACGACAGCAUGGCAGGGCGAAAGCCCUCCAUCCUGGAGCCUCUGACCCGUCCUCGCCCCAGAGACCUGGCCUAUUCCCAGCUCUCGCCUCAAUAUCACAACCUGAGCUACACCUCCAGCCCAGAGUACACCUGCAAACCAUCGCACAGCAUCUGGGAGCGCUUCAAACUCAACCGCAAGCGGCACAAAGACGAGGAGGAGUAUAUGGCAGCCGGCCAUGCCCUACGCAAAAAGGUCCAGUUUGCCAAAGACGAGGAUCUUCAUGACAUCUUAGACUACUGGAAGGGCGUCUCUGCCCAGCAAAAGUCCUGAGUCCUCACACAACUCGUGACUUAACACACUAACUGGACCAAAAGAAAUCUGCAGCAGCUAUUUUUAUUUAGACUGUCUUUGAAACAAAAUAAAAUUUAAAAAAAAAAUCAAUAAAAAUAAAAGAGAGAACAAAUUAUGAAAAUCUAUAAAUAUUCUAUAUAAUAUAUAAAAUGAGAUAUUAAAAUGUCCUCACACUGGUGAGACGCACCAAAUUUGAACACAAACUUUACAAAAGAAACAAACUGUGGAGUGAAAAAAAAAAAAAGGUUUUGUUUCAUUUCAAUUUUUUUUAAAAAAAUAAGAAAAAAGAAAAAAUUGAAUAUAAAAAGAAAGUGAAAGAGUGGGCAGAGAGCUGAGGUCUGGCGUUUCCCGAUAUUGCAUUGCAUGAGUCCCUAUUCCGUGAUUUUGUGGAUUCUUUGUGAACAGUUUGUGUUCUUCCUUCCUUCCCUUCCAAAAUCAACAGCAACAAAAACAGCAACAAAAACCAAAAAGAGACCAGAAGGAGAUCCAUCCUUUGGGCUGUUUUUGCAAACGGAGUCUUCCAGUUUAGACUUUUACCCGGUUGAAGGCCCGUUCACAUUUUCACUCACUGAGAGGUUUUACCACACAUUGCAUUGUAAACCGAAGUCGUUAAUUGUACAGAGAAAAUUUCUAUAUUUGCAAUGUUUGCUGUAUAAUGAGAAAGAGAGAGGAGAAAAAAAAAAACAAUACUACAUCUACUAAAAAAUAUAUAUAUAUAUAUCUAU